This is a messenger RNA of Vidua macroura (Pin-tailed whydah), 1047 nucleotides long. It is a transcript of the gene CPNE1, whose product is annotated as copine 1. The coding region runs from base 354 to 935 and encodes 193 amino acids. The transcript has 11 exons. The record is from RefSeq and is a predicted model, not a curated record. Gene Ontology annotation, molecular function: calcium-dependent phospholipid binding. Gene Ontology annotation, biological process: regulation of canonical NF-kappaB signal transduction; cellular response to calcium ion; positive regulation of tumor necrosis factor-mediated signaling pathway. Gene Ontology annotation, cellular component: plasma membrane. NCBI's taxonomy places the organism in Eukaryota, Metazoa, Chordata, Aves, Passeriformes, Viduidae.
GGGGACCAUGGACAUUCGCCACUUCUUCUCUGGAUUGACCAUUCCCGAUGGGGGCGUGCAUAUUGUAGGGGGUGAACUGGAUGGCCGCGUGCGGAUCUCGGAUGGAGCGGUCUGUGGCCUGCCGGGGCCUCCUCGACGGAGACCUGCGCUCCAGGUCGGACCCCCUCUGCGUCCUGCUGCAGGACGCGGGCGAUGCCCGGUGGGCUGAGAUGACACAGAAAAAAUCAAGAACUGCCAAGACCUGAAUUCUGCUGGUUGUGAAAGAAAGAAACUGGUUGUGGACUACUACUUUGAGAAAGUGCGGAAGCUGAAAUUCAGUGUGUAUGACAUUGAUAACAAGUCCUUUGAUUUAAAUGAUGAUGACUACUUGGGAGGGAUUGAGUGCACACUGGGACAGAUCCAGCUCUUCUAACACUGUCCAGCUCAGUGUUACCCGACUGCUGGAACUGAAGCAGGGAAAGCCAGCAGGAAAGGGCACUAUUAUGGUAGAGAUUUCAGCAGAGGAGAUUAAGGAUACCAGGGUUGUACACCUGGAAAUUGAAGCCCAAAACUUGGACAAAAAGGUGGAAUAUGAAUGCCUUCAUCCUGAGAAAAAACAAAAUAAAAACAACUACAAAAACUCUGGCAUUAUUAGGAUAAAAUCCUGCAAGAUUGAGACAGGUUAUUCAUUUCUGGACUAUGUGAUGGGAGGCCAGAUUAACUUUAUGCAACAAGCUGUUUUCCUGCAUUUGGGUUUGGAGCUCAGGUUCCUCCUAGCUGGCAGGGAUCCAAGGAAUAGUGGAAGACUACUGCCAGAUUCUGCCUCUGAUGCGACUCUACGGGCCAACCAACUUCUCUCCUAUUAUAAACCACAUGGCAAGGUUUGCAGCACACUUGCUGCAACAAGGAACUACUGCAUACAGAGAAUAUUGGAAGUGCACAAUGAAAAUCAUUAGGCAUAGGAGAAAAUGCGAAUGAAUCAAUACUUUACCUUGUUGAUCAUCACAGAUGGAGAGAUCACUGAUCUAGACCAAACUAGGCAAGCCAUUGUUAAUGCCUCUAAGCUGC